Myotis davidii is the source of this 872-nucleotide messenger RNA. Its product is annotated as toll-like receptor 6. The record is from RefSeq and is a predicted model, not a curated record. Gene Ontology annotation, cellular component: membrane. Gene Ontology annotation, molecular function: Toll-like receptor 2 binding; transmembrane signaling receptor activity; lipopeptide binding. The transcript has a single exon. Lineage: Eukaryota; Metazoa; Chordata; Mammalia; Chiroptera; Vespertilionidae. The annotation marks the transcript as partial. Gene Ontology annotation, biological process: inflammatory response; cellular response to bacterial lipopeptide; toll-like receptor signaling pathway.
UUCAGAUGUUUACCUCCCAGGCUCAGGGUUCUUGAUCUUCACAGUAAUAGAAAAACAAGUAUCCCUGAAAAUGUCAUCCGUCUGGAAGCGUUGCAAGAACUCAAUCUUGCUUCCAAUUCUUUAGCCCACCUUCCUGGAUGUGAUUCCUUCAGCAGCCUCUCUGUACUGAUCAUUGACUUUAAUUCAAUUUCCAACCCAUCAGCUCAUUUCUUCCAGAGCUGCCAGAAGAUUAGGUCCAUAAAUGCAGGAAACAAUCCAUUCCAAUGUACAUGUGAGCUCAGAGAAUUUAUCCGAAGUAUAGAACAAGUUUCCAGUGAAGUGCUGGAGGGUUGGCCUGACUCUUAUAAGUGUGACUAUCCAGAAAGCUAUAAGGGAACCCUACUAAAGAACUUUCAUGUGUCUCCAUUAUCCUGCAACACAGCCCUGCUGAUUGCCACCAUUGGGGUCACUGGGCUGGUGUUGGCUGUCGCCGUGACUGUCCUCUGUGUCUAUUUCGAUCUGCCCUGGUAUCUCAGGAUGGUGUGCCAGUGGACCCAGACCCGACACAGGGCCAGGAACACAUCUUUACACGAACUCCAAAGAACUCUUCAGUUUCAUGCCUUUAUUUCGUACAGUGAACACGAUUCUGCCUGGGUGAAGAAUGAAUUACUACCAAACCUAGAAAAAGAAGAUAUACGGAUUUGUCUGCAUGAGAGAAACUUUGUUCCUGGCAAGAGCAUUGUGGAAAAUAUCAUAAACUGUAUUGAGAAAAGUUACAAGUCCAUCUUUGUUUUGUCUCCCAACUUUGUUCAGAGCGAGUGGUGCCAUUAUGAACUCUAUUUUGCCCACCACAAUCUCUUUCAUGAAGGAUCUAAUAACUUAAUUCUGAUCUU